Prunus dulcis (almond) is the source of this 765-nucleotide messenger RNA. RefSeq lists its product as uncharacterized. The transcript has a single exon. Lineage: Eukaryota; Viridiplantae; Streptophyta; Magnoliopsida; Rosales; Rosaceae. The coding region runs from base 1 to 765 and encodes 254 amino acids. The record is from RefSeq and is a predicted model, not a curated record.
AUGCCUAAGGGGAUUGCCUUGCCCUCAGAACUCCAAGUUCUUAAAGGAUUCAUAAUUUGCGCUCAUAAGAAUGAUAGAUCAUGUACUCUUCAUGAUUUGUCAGCUUUGAAGAAGUUGAGGAAAUUGACAAUCAACACAAGCAGGGAGGAUUUUCCCAGAGAAGAAGAGCUAAUUGUUUUCCAACAGUUUGGAUCGCUUCGAAAGCUAACAGUAGCAUGGGGAGGCUUAUACCUCCCAGCCAUCCAGCUGGAUAAACGUAUUAAGCUGAAGAAUAUUGCUGCUCAACGCACAACAUCAAACACUUUGAAGAGUAGUGGAGGUAACCAAACACAAGACAAUGCUGCACCAGAGCCAGCAACACCAACUGGCAUAAGAAACCAUUUCCGUAAAAUCCCUUCAAGUUUACCAGCCUUCAAGCGAAUCACUGGAACUACUACCAGGAAUCAGGAACAUUUUAAAGAACUAGAGAAGCUGGAUCUGCAGUGCUACCCUCAGAUGACAGCACCCAGUUGGUUGAUGCCUGGAAAGCUUAAGAGUCUAAAGAAACUCUACAUUAGAGGAGGACAGCACCAAAAUCUAGGUCAAGUUCACGAGAAUGACAAGUGGACAAUUAGGAUUUUACGUCUUAAGUUCUUGAGUGAAUUAAAGCUGGAUUGGAAUGAACUCCAGGUGUCAUUUCCAGACUUGAUAUAUUUGGAGAAAUUUAGAUUCCCUAAGCUCACUUUCUUCCCAUGCGAUGCGAGUGGCCUAUGGCUGAAGCCCUGA